GCUCAAUAUCCCACUUCAUAUUCGGCAUAAGAUUCAUAGAGUUCCCAUCCCAACUGAUAGAGUAAUAGUACUUCCAAUUCGUACUGUAUCUCAAGAUCGAUGACGCAAAAGAUACUUGUGAAGUUGCACGUUCAUUGUGACAAAUGCAGAACCAAGGCUUUGAAGAUUGCGGCCACUGCUCCUGGUGUGACCAAAGUGUCAAUACAAGGUGAAGACAGAGAUCAUCUGGAGGUGAUUGGGGAUGGAGUUGACGCGGUGUGCUUGACUAGGGCUAUGAGGAAGAAGCUUGGAUCUGCCGAUAUAGUCAUUGUGCAACAAAUGUGAUGAAUCUAUCAUGAACCAACAUAUAGUAGUUAUAGGUUUUUAAUGUAAUUGAGGGCGAGUUUGGCCCAGAUGAUUAAUAUAAAAUCAGCUU
Messenger RNA from Argentina anserina (silverweed cinquefoil), 415 nucleotides. Its product is annotated as heavy metal-associated isoprenylated plant protein 47-like. Gene Ontology annotation, molecular function: metal ion binding. Lineage: Eukaryota; Viridiplantae; Streptophyta; Magnoliopsida; Rosales; Rosaceae. The transcript is spliced from 3 exons. The record is from RefSeq and is a predicted model, not a curated record. Bases 100 to 324 code for a protein of 74 amino acids.